This is a messenger RNA of Delphinapterus leucas (beluga whale), 3777 nucleotides long. Lineage: Eukaryota; Metazoa; Chordata; Mammalia; Artiodactyla; Monodontidae. The record is from RefSeq and is a predicted model, not a curated record.
ACAGUCAAGUUGGUGGGAAGUAGACCCUGCUGCCUGCCCAGCUCUGACCUCAGAGAAUCCUGGCCUCAUUCCAGGGCAGGAGGACAUCUCAAGGCCUCAGGGACCUCCUUCGUGGUCUAACUUCGGUCCUGCUGGAUGCACUGCAGGCUUUGGGGAAGUCAGGACGGUCUUCCUGGAUUUCUGGUUCUGGAAUUUAGUGUUGCUAAGAUUGUGUGUCUGCAUCUUCCUGUGCUUUAACUCCUUUUUAUUCCAUCUCAAGUGGUGGUUGGUUGGUUGGAGCUCUGAGGUGAGCAGGGGUCUAAAGUCUCGCUGGGGCUCCGAGAAUGCUGUGAGCCCAGGCUAGGAGGCUGAGGUGGGCUGUGCACCUCCCUGCCUCCCAGUUCCUACUGGCGUCCCAAGGAUCCCUCCAGCUUGUUAUGGAGCACUUGGUUGGGCUGGAUCCAGAUGAGGGGGCAGGUGUGUGGGGCUGUGUCUGCAUGUUGCUGUGUCCUCUUCCAGGCUGCCUUGGCUGAGCUGCCCAUCUCUUCACAAGCCCUGUCAGCUCUCUUCCUGGUCUAAAUGUUGCUUUAGAAACUAAAUUCCCAGUGGUCAAAAGAAGCUGGGGUUGUUCAGCUAAUCAGGCUCCUGAAUUCCACAUGCUUUUUGUGGUUGAGUAGUGGUGGUGUUCCCCGCUGGACCCUCCCCCUCCCCUAAAAAGUGUUAAGCUGGUUCAUUCCAUCCCACGUUGACUGCUUUCAGUGGGCAUGGGGGUAGGGUGCUGACCCUGCAGUGGGGUACCAUCUAGUGGGGUAGAAAGAUAAGGUGAGAAUCACCCCACAGGUCUUGAUCCCCGCUAGGAAGCCUACGUGCUGGGCGGGGGUGGACCUUGCCCACUGGGUCUUGUUUGCUGGUCUGCACCAGGGGAUUUUGUGUGUCAGGGUGUGUCUGCCUGGAGGAGAGGGGGUGGGGUGAGGAGCAGCCUUUGUCUUCAGGGUCGGGUGUAUGAAGGAGCGAGGGCUUUGAGGGCUAGAAAAGGUGUCUGGAGGUGGCUUUGUGUUCAGUCUAGAGAAGCCGGCCCUCGGGUGAGGUCCGCAGCACGUGGAGGCCCUGGCUGCCCGGAUGGGUGUGUGGGAGGCGCUCACGGCCCAGGGAGCCCAGCCCCGCCCUCAGGAGGCACCCGCGAAGUCCUGUGGCCGUCGGCCGGUCGGCCGGUCGCCUGUUCCCGCCGCUCCCCUGGCCCCGCCCCUUCCCUUAAAGGAACCCCAGGCUGGGGGGCGGGGCGCGGCUGACUAGCGAGCCUGGUGUCCGGUCUCCUGCCGCUGCCCCUGACUGGGUGGAGCCGAGCCCCCGCACGCAGUCAGGCUUCCGAGGAGCGAGGAGCGGCGCCUCCCUGCAAGUUCAGCCGGUGCGCGGUGCCGCGGAAGCCAGCGGAGCGGACCACCUGCUGCCCUGAUCCGUUGGACUGGACCUAGCCAGGGAGCGGUCCCCCAGCCGCAGCCGCCGGGGCAAGGAGCGGUGACAGCGCAGGAGCUCCGGGGGGGAAGGGAGGAAGGAGGAGAGACAAAGGGAGCGAGCCUGGCACUGCCUCCCUGCGCCGCCCACCAUGUGUCAGUCAGAGGCGCGGCGAGGACCGGAGCUCCGCGCGGCAAAAUGGUUGUACUUCCCCCAGCUGGCCCUGAGGCGAAGGCUGGGACAGCUGAGCUGCAUGUCCAAACCCGCCUUGAAACUGCGCUCCUGGCCCCUGACGGUCCUCUACUACCUCCUGCCCCUUGGCGCCCUCAGGCCACUCAGCCGGGUGGGAUGGAGACCCGUGAGCAGGGUGGCCCUGUACAAGUCGGUGCCGACGCGCUUGCUAUCGCGGGCUUGGGGCCGCCUCAACCAAGUGGAGCUGCCGCACUGGUUGCGCAGGCCCGUCUACAGCCUGUACAUCUGGACUUUCGGGGUUAACAUGAAGGAGGCCGCCGUGGAGGACCUGCACCACUACCGCAACCUCAGCGAGUUCUUCCGGCGCAAGCUGAAGCCACAGGCCCGGCCAGUGUGCGGCCUGCACAGCGUGAUCAGUCCAUCGGAUGGGAAGAUUCUCAACUUCGGGCAGGUGAAGAACUGCGAGGUGGAGCAGGUGAAGGGGGUCACCUACUCACUGGAGUCGUUCCUGGGCCCUCGCAUCCCCGCAGAGGACCUGCCCUUCCCACCAGCCACCUCCUGUGGCUCCUUCAGGAGCCAGCUGGUCACCCGAGAAGGGAACGAGCUCUACCACUGCGUCAUCUACCUGGCCCCCGGGGACUACCACUGCUUCCAUUCCCCCACUGACUGGACUGUCUCCCACCGGCGCCACUUCCCAGGCUCCCUGAUGUCCGUGAACCCCGGCAUGGCCCGCUGGAUCAAAGAGCUCUUCUGCCACAAUGAGCGGGUAGUCCUGACUGGGGACUGGAAACACGGCUUCUUCUCACUGACGGCUGUUGGGGCCACCAACGUGGGCUCCAUCCGCAUCUACUUUGACCGGGACCUGCACACAAACAGCCCACGGUACAGCAAGGGCUCCUACAAUGACUUCAGCUUCGUGACGCACAUGAACAAGGAGGGCAUCACCAUGCGCAAGGGUGAGCACCUGGGCGAGUUCAACCUGGGCUCCACCAUUGUGCUCAUCUUCGAGGCCCCCAAGGACUUCAACUUCAAGCUGAAAGCGGGACAGAAAAUCCGAUUCGGGGAGGCUCUGGGCUCUCUCUAGAGCCUCUUUCAUGGCUACAGCUGCUGAGGGGUCUUUUCCACAGAAAUGUGAGGUUUCAAGGGGGACCUCUGAGGCUAUCUAGGGAGGGGACCAUCGGGUCUGACCAGGCAGGACCUGGGUGACUUCUGUCCCUGCUGUCCAGGGUGCAGACAAGGUUGUCAGAGCCCCUCUCAUGUCCUAGACCUACAUCUUCCCCCUCCCGACCUGAAGAGAAAGUGCAGGCCAGGACGAUUGAUUCCCUCUUGGAGAUUUUCUAACGUGUUGUAUAAACUGGAGAUUCUACAUCUCCUGGCUGAGCAUUCAGUUGUUCUGAUUUCCGUUUUAAGAUAAGUGGUAGUUAAAGUACCUUCUUGCUGCUCCUCCUAUCACUGCUUUUUGGCCUCCCUUGCAUGGGGCGAGGUCCCUCCUGGCACUGACUGUGGGUCCCAGACCAGGGCCUUUAAUGCAACUGCUCCCAACCUGCUUGUUGGGAAAAGCUGUCUUCUCUCUUUGCACUUAUGGCUGAAUGCAUCACCUCCGACUCUGCCAUCAGCUUCCGAGGGUGCUCACUAAUGGUUCGGGGCGUUGCAGGCCCCGAUGAGUGACCUUCUGGAGCUGGCAGGUCCUCUUUCCAGUAGGCAGGACCCAUCACCAAACCCCCUCAGUGGUGUCCAAAGCAAAAGGGGCAGGCAGCUAGCUGGUGGUGGCCCAGCUGGGGCCAGGGGAGAGCCUGGGUCCCGUCCCUGUAUCCAGACCUACAGAAAAGUUGCUGCUAUUGAUCAGGGGCUUAUGUUGGAGGCAAAGGAACCUUGGUGGUGUAUUUGAUGUGUGGGGGAGGGGAGAAUGUCAGUGCCUAGAAAACCCGUCCCCAGGCAACAGGUAUGCAGUCCUUGGGGAGCCACUGAUUGUGGGGACAGGGCCAGAUUUCAUGUUUCCUGGGGAUGCUGUGAAUUUCUCCUGCAGGAGAAGCCAUUUGAACUUUUUCAACUGUAUCAGUAGCACAGUAUUUUUGUAUGAAAAGUGGGAGACUUCUGAACAGUAAUUCAUUUUUCAUUUAAUUGCAACAUUUUGAAAUAAAAAAACUCGCUGCA